Messenger RNA from Actinia tenebrosa (Australian red waratah sea anemone), 3732 nucleotides. Its product is annotated as RUN domain-containing protein 1. NCBI's taxonomy places the organism in Eukaryota, Metazoa, Cnidaria, Anthozoa, Actiniaria, Actiniidae. The record is from RefSeq and is a predicted model, not a curated record.
CACUGGACGUCAUGAAUGAUCGAACGAUUCAUUGAUCUCUACUUGAUUUAUUUUUCCGUUUCGCCGAAAACGAAGCGUUUUUUUAUUUAAAAUAAUGGACUAAGUGUACUCAAUAGUGUUUGAUCGUUCGUAGAAACAGUAUGGCAGACUACGAGUUUGACGAUUCUGGGAUCUAUCCAUCUCGACCUCUCGAAGAAAGAUGGCCGCCACUAGGAGCAGCGAUGGACUCAAAUGUUCAAGAAAACUCAGAUGAUGCUAAAACAUCAGACCACUUGAAGCUACACGAGCUCCAAGAAGAACAUGAAGAACUGAACUCUUCGCUUAUUUCGCUUACGAAUCAUUUUGCUCAAGUUCAGUUUCGAUUAAAACAAGUGGUUGCAGCACCUCCAGAAGGAAGAGAGCACUUACUUAAAGCUCUGGAGGAAUUUGCAUUUCAAGGCUGCCCUGAUGUAAGGGGUGGCAGUAAGGGCCCAAGCCAGUGUAGCAGUCCUCCUCUAAAAGAUGUCGCAGAUACAGAGGCAGCGAUUGGAAAACAGAAACAGAAACAGGACAGAUUGAUAGGACAGCUGAAACAGCAGCUGGAGGAAAUGGAGAAGUGCGUUGCAGAGGAAGCAAGUAACAGUCUUGGAGAUGAAAUGGAUCCAGAAAAGCUGAUUGAAAAACAAAGGAUAGUUCUUGAGCAACUCAAGGCGAGAACUGGAUUAACACUUGAUGGAUUUGACAAAAUGAGUGAUGACGAUGUUAGACGUAAUGUUGAUUCAGCACUGGGACAAGUCAUGCAUCCCAAGAAAAAGGAAGAACUUGUGAAACAACUUACUUCUCAAAUAAUAGAUCUUGAGAGAUUUGUACAGUUUCUACAAGGUGAAGUUAAUACUGGACAGUCCAAGACUGAGACAACACAUUUACAAUAUCCUUGUUCGUAUCCUGUCCGCGUGUCCGAGACAGAACGGCCUCAAAAAGAAAAGACGAAGCUCAGUAACUCAGCCGCUUUCAAAAGAAGUGCGUCCUCCCUGACAGAAAGCAGAGACCUUGGGUACGAAUGCGAUUACUCCCUUGAUCUGUCCGAGGAAGGCGACAAUGGGUGCUGUCUUCAUGUGCCCCUUACCCCAGAACAGGCGCGCAGCAAGCGAGCUUUUAUCAAAGCUUCAAGCAUCAGUAGAAAAUGUAGCAAGAAUAAAAUACGCGUUAGAUCAAGAUACCGACGAAUGGUCUGCGUCCGAUCUUUACUCACCGCGAUCACCUGACUCAGUUAAAAGCUUUAGUAGACAGAGUUCCAGAAGAUCUAGAGCCAGUUCUGUGUCGUCAGUGGACACAGCUGUCGCUGAAGAAAAAUAUAAUUACCAUCGAGAUGCUGAGCUCAUUAACGCAGUACGUAAAGACCUGGCGAUGUCCCUGAAGGAAGUAAUGCAACAUGGACUAGUGAGGACUGUGGAAAGUCGUCUAAUUUCGUCCAAAUCUCUCGUUGCUUGUAUUGUCCCUACGACCAGAUCUUCACUGCCUCAGGGAAUGCACGUUUGGGAGUUAUUCGAUAGCUAUUACGCAUUGAAGCAUGGCCGCGAGUACAACUCCACACCAGCAAGUCGUUUAUCAGAGGCUUUUGGCAUUGCACUUGAUGGCAGCUGCGCGACUACUGCAAAACAGACGUUGCUAAGAACUCUGCAUCGAAUAAAAACAACGCACGAACCCUGUCGACGAAGCAUGGAUGCCAUGUUCAAGUCAUUAGUCUGCGCAGGACUCAACCAAAAAGCGUUAGUCCAGUGGUGUCGGAUUGUAACCAGAACAUCAACCGUUAUCGAUGAACAUUAUCAGUCUUGGGCAUACGUCAUUAAAUCUGGAAUGACCGAAGCAUUAACAUAUCUUGAACGACUACAGCCCUUUGAUUUCCAUCUACCAGAGGACCUAGCUAUACGACACUUGACAAAAAUCAAUGAUGCUUUUGGGGAACCUUAGAAACCAUGAUAUGAUUAUUAACUGACAAAAUAUAAUGCAGUAUAGGCUAUUUAUUAAAUAAUUAAUUAUGAAACCAUAAUUGGUAAGAAUAUAUUAUAAGAAUAUAAAAAAUUCGAAUCUGUAGAUACUCGUCGCAACGUCCGUUUUUUGCUUUUUUUCAUUCUUUUGUUUGUGUUAGGUGUUUUUGUAAGUUUUUUUUUACAAGUAGUAUACAAAUAAGUUUGCUUUGUUUUUAGAUUGCUGUUCAAAAAUAGACCCUUCUAUUCUCAAAAUUAUCUUGGAUUCGAGGUUAGAGUGCAAACAAUAUAUCCAUGAAACUUUAGUAAUACUAAAUGUACUAAAUAGCACAAUUUCUUGCAAAUUCCAUUGUUUUCUAUUGCUUAAUUAGCACUAUUUUGUACUAUUUUGUAAUUAGUGUUUCACGGAUUAAUUGUUUGCACCCUAAUAUGAAGAUACAAAAUAAAUCACGCUUUUUCUCAAUGGGAUUUGUAUCACUUGUUUUGUAAUUUCAUAUUAGCUUCUAGUCCAUCCGAGAUAAUAAGAGGUGUUUUAGUAUUCCUGCAUAAUGAAGACUGUGCAUCAUAAUUUGAUGUCCAGCAAUAGAACCUUUGCUAUGUCGUCAAAGAAGCUCAAUUUGGAGGACAAAACGAAAUAAUUUCAAUCUCCCUACAAUUGGAAACCGCCCUCAAAUUGAGCUGCAUUCCGAAGUACUGCAAGGGGUCUAUAGUACUUAAUUAAUUGUUGUAAAUCCUCAUCUUAUUUGGAUUUUAUAUGUUGAAGUCUUAAUUUUGACCCCAAUGCUUAACACAGUGAGCAGACAUAGACUUCUUUAUUGAGUUUGAUAAAAAAUGCAUUAUGGUCAAGCUUGGUUACAAACAUUUAUCCUGCCAUAUGUGGUGUUGUUUGUACCCAAGCUACACCACAUGCAUCAUGUUACGGCGCAUCUCAAUCACGCGCGAAAUCGUGAAAAACAUUUUUGAGACAUAAUAGAGUUUUGGUGGACGCCAAUCAAAGUUUUUCGCAGCAUUGUCAGAAAACACAAAGGUCAUGGAAACGCAUUGAUUGACGUCCACCAAAACCCACUUCGUCACGAUGGCAAAUUUUACGAUUUCACGCAUGUGACUGAGAAGCGCUGUAAUCAAAGUCUGAGGCAUGAAGACAAUAAAACAAUGGUCCAGGAUAAUGAAUUUGGAGCUAAACCCUGCAAAACAAGGAUCCCAGAAUACAAUAAAGCUUGCUACACCAAGAAAAACCCAGAAAACUCUUAUCACAGACUAACACAUAAAUGAGUUUUUAUUAUAUAUCUGGGUUGUUGCCACUACUUAAGAACGCAUCAAAGGGAUCUGGCGUGUUUCAAAGCAAUCUGGCGUGAUUCAAAAGUCACGAAUCAUGCCAGAUCCCUUUGUUCACAACUUAAGCCUCACAUCGGUGCAAGUUUUGCAUUUGGCCCAUAGUAGUUGGCAACUAUAUGUAAGCGAUUUUUACAUGGGUAGUGAUCGUUUCACGGAUAUAUAUGGCGUGAAGUCGACUUAGUAAUUCCAAACUCUCAUCCUAAAUCCUUAUAUGUCUAAUACAUGUAAAAAAAAAAUAUUACAAAUAAUAGUUUUGUAACUGGCUUUGCAAGGGUAUCUUAUGGGUUCCUAAUUUGUCUACAAAGUUAAUUGGUGGGACCUAUAUAUAUAAUUUAUUUAGCAUUAUUACUUUUAAGUUAUAAAUAACUUAUGAUGUAAUCUGGGUAUCGAGAAGAAAUAAAUUAAAUGGGAAUUUUCAAAUUGAUUACAA